UACCAGUCGUGGUGACUGGGGGGAGAAGAGCGAGACGUGCAGCAGCCACUCACUCAUUCAGCCCAUUGUUUUCUCCGCUCUGACAAUUUCUGCUGCACUUCUUUUGUGUGACGAGACUCUUCAGGAUAAAGCAUUAUCCUGUGUUUUGGCAGCACGUAAAAUCCUGACGUCUGUUUUUCUAACUUACCUCCUUUGUUUUUGUAAGAUAUUCUGAUCCUGUCAUAAUCCCACUUUGGCUGUUGAGUGUUAGAGUAGUGAAGAUUGGUUUUCUUCCAGAUUUUGGGGAAAAAAAGCAAGUUUUGUAUGAAAUUUGACUAUUAGUGAAGCUCUGAAGGAGGAAGAACCACAGGAUGGUUUGACUUGGAGGAGAGAGCGAUCUUCUCUUGUGGACGGCAUCUUCUCUGUUGCAGAGAGGAAGAAGUGUUUGGUUUAGAGGGAAGAAGAGGAAGAAGGAAACCCAAAAGUGUUGGAUUUGAGAGCUCCAGACUUCAUCACCAUGGCUGGGAUGUAUGGAUGCUUUAAGGGCCGCAAAUGAAGCGGAGGAUGUCGCCGUGGGGAUCCGGCUUUGGAAGUGGGAGCAGCAGUGACGGUGCUGCCAUGGCAUCAGGACCUCCAGAUGUGACGACCAAUCAGGAGCCUGCUGAGGUCCAGGAAGAGUGUUCAGGAAAAAAGAAGUCCAAGUUCCAGACGUUUAAAAAAUUCUUCGCCAGGAAGAAGAGAAAGGAUCCGUCGGCUGCAGCAGCAGACGCAGGACUUAAAGCCAGCCAGUCGAGCGACAAUGUCAGCAAAACAUCGGAGAACAACACACUCACCCGAUCCGACAAGGAGAAGGGCUCUGGGUCAAAGAUCAGUCUGGGCAGCAAGGCCUUGUCACACGACUCCGUCUUUGUUUCGGACUCGUCGGAGGCCAACGAGGCUCUCGGGGCGUCUCAGGACAGCAUUCAUGGGAAAGUGAAAUCCCUGCAGCUCCAGCUGAAACAGGCCAUCAAACUGGGCUCUCCUCCUUCUCUGAUGUGUGUGAAGAGGACAGAAGAUGCUGGAACGAUGUCUGAGGAUGACGGCCUUCCCUGUAGUCCACCUGAAUACACAACACUUCACACAGCCAUGAAUCAGAUUCAGAGGAACAGUUCCAUCAGCCUGGAAGGAAUAGACAGUGAUGACGACCAGCUGUCCUGUGCGGCCUCCAGCAGAGCCAUGAGCCCUCUGGUGGUUCCAGGAGACUUCAGCCAGCCGGCCAGCCCCUUCGUCUGUCUGGACAACUCUGCUGCCAAACACAAGCUGGGCCUCAGACACAAAGCCUGCAACAAGAGGAAGCCUGUCAGUCGGUUGGAGCAGAAACCAGAAGGAGGCGCUGUGGAGGAGAUGCUGACAGCCUCCAUACUAGAAACAGAAUCUGAAGCUUUGGAGGAGCCCCAGCAAAGGAGGAUAGAAGAUCUAAUUGUUGAUCAGCUGAAACCAAAAGUGCAGACAGAAGACGAGGAUGAGGAUGAGGAUGAAGAGAAACAGAAACCACAGCAUUUCAGAGAAUCCCUGUUGGGAGAUAAGGAGUGGAGCAGGGAGGAGGAAGAGGACGAGGCGCCAGCCGAACAGGAAGUUUCUCACAGCCCGGACACUUCCUGUCCUCCUGAGCCGUGUCUCUCGGAGGAGGAAACCUCGGAGCCCCGGCUGUCCUCCAAACCCAGCUCCAGAGCCUCCUCCGCUGACAGUCCCAGAGCCACACCAGAGCCCCCUGCUGCCUCCAGAGAGUAUUUGCUGGACUCUCCUGGCUUUUCCCAUGAAGCCGAGGAGAACAAGGAUGAAAAUGAUUCGGCAUCAGAAGCAGAAAACGAAGACAGAGUCCAGGAAACCAGAGAGGAGGAGGAGGAGGAGGAGAGUUCUUUCCUACAGGAGGUGCUGAGCUCCUUGAAGACUCCACUCGUUUCUCUGGAUGUGGAAACUGAAGGCGUCGUCCUGGAGAUGAAGGAGGAGAAAGAAGAUGAAGAGAUGUCAGAGGAGGUGAAGGAAGAGGAGGAAAAGGUGGACGAGCCCGUCAGUUAUCAGGCUGCUGACUCGAGCUCCAUCCUGUCAGCUCAGACCACAGGAGAAGAAAAGGAGGCUGACACUCCUUCCUGGCAAGAAGAAGAAGAAGAAGAAGAAGAAGUGGGUACUGUCCAAGAAGAGGUGAAAGGUGGAGAGGAGGAAGCAGAGGAGGAGGAAGACCUAGAUGUGGACAAAAUCGGUGAACAAGAUGAUGCUGAGGAAAGACAGGUGGAGGAGGCAGUGGAAGUCAAACCUGAGGAAGAAGAAGAUAUGUUUACAAGACAAACAGUCAGCCAGGCAGGGAAACGGGGAGAAGAAGAUGAGAAUGAGGAAGAUGAGGAGGGCACAGAGCUGGAGAAGGAGCCAGAGGUUGAGGAGAAAAGGGAAGAAGAUGGCUAUGAGGAAGUGGAGAUGAAUGAAGGGAGGGCAGCAGAGGAGGCAGGGGAAGCCAUGGAAGAAGAGGAGGAAGAGGCAGAAGAGAUGCUUCCUGAUGCAGAAGAAGUUCAAAGUCCCAUACAAAUGCAGGAGGAUGACGAAGGUGUGGUGCUUGGAGUUGAGACGAAAAAGCUCACAAAUGAUGAUGAUGAUGAUGAGGACAUCCCAACAGAGCCGUGUGAUCAAGAACACACACUAGAAGAGAAAGAAGAAGAAAACUUCAACCAGAACUCGGAUGAAGAGGGAGCUGAGGAGGAUGUUCAGAUCGACCUCAUGGAUCAAAAAUCAGACCAAGAGGAAGAUGUGGAAGCAAACCAGCCUGAUGUAGAUCAAACUGAAGACCAAGAGCAGGAUAGUGUGGAAAUAAUCUCCCACUUAGACAUGAAAGGGGUUGAAAAGGAACCCAGUGAAGCCACAGAACAAGCUCCUGUUUCUUCCAAGCCGCCUUCUUUGUCUCUUCCAGAGUCACAUCAUGAGACUCAAUCACAAGACAGUGGUGCUACCAGUCCCAGUAAGACCAGCACCAUCCACAUCAAUCUGGUCUCUCCCAGCUCAGAGAAAACCACAUUUCAGCUGCCUCCAACUGCUGCAGAUCCCGGUGAAGGUGUCACCGAGUCUCCUGACUCCACAGAGCCGAAUACUGCAUCUGUAAAUGAAGAGCCGUCUGACUCUGUGGAAGAAGAAGACAAACUGUCCAUCCAGGAACAAGAAGCUACAAGUCCUGCAGCUGUGGAAGAAACAGUCCACCAGCCGCCCUGCAGUUUGGAUCAGAAUAAAGUCCGCUUCACCAUCGCUCCGGCCUGGCAGAGAACAAAAAGUCUCACACCUCCUUCUUCCCCACCUGCCAGCAUCUCUUCGUUUUCUGCCGUCACUGGACCCCAAAGUGAGGAGCUGGAGGCUGCCACCAAAGAGGAAUCUGUUGUGAAACCAGACCCAGCAAAUGAGGCAAAAGCUGAGCUGGUGUUGAGCCCCAGUAGACUGAGGAAUACAGGAAGCACCACUGCCAAACCACAGAACAAUACAACACCGGUGCCAGUUAAACCUCAGACCUCCACUGCUGCAAGCACCGAAGAGAGCUCUGUGGUGGUGGAAGGAAACCCCGACAAUCCAUUUGGAGUUCGGCUGAGGAAGACGUCAGGUCUGCUUCGCUUCAGCUCAGAGGAGGAAAACGCAGAGCCUUCAGUUGAAUCUACAACUCAGCCAGCCAGCUGUAAAAUUGAAUCUCCACCAAUCAGCGUUAAGCCCUCUUUAUCUCAGCCAAUCAGCAACAAACCUGCCGUCCCUAAGAAACCAGAUGUGACCGGAGACAGUGGAGCGAAACCAAAGCGUGUCUCAGACCCAGCUGCAGGCCGAAGUGUUUCUGCUGGAUCUGAGUCUCCCAGCUGGAUUUCUGUGGCCAAACAGAAGCAGAAAAUCUAUAAAGAAAACUCACUGGAGGAGAUUACAGUCAAGAAGGAGGAACAGGAGAGAAAGUCUUCACUGCCAAUGUACGUCUGCUCAGCUGCCAGCAAAGAGCAAAGCAACAAAGCAGCUGAAUCCACAGGAAAAGUGAGUCCGUUGGACAUCAGUAAACCGUCAGUGUCUGUAGACAAAGACACCAGGAGGGCUCUUUCUCCUCCAGCUCCGGUGCCACCUCAGCCUUCAAAGUCCCAGACGCCUCCCUGUCCUGUUGCCCCGAAACCCCAGCUGCCCCCCGCCACGGCGAAACAUCCACAACAACCUACUCCACCCCAAAGAUCCCCCCCAACUCCAGUCCCAGUUCUACCAAAAUCUCCUUCAUGCACAAGCCCAACCUCUUUCACCAAACCCUCCUCCCCGUCUAAGACGUCUCCGGUCACCUCCCCUCCGUUUCUACCAAGAACCGCCCCGGAGAAAUCUGCCACGAGACCUCCAGGAGCGGCGUCCUCCCAGCGAGGCCAGCCAUCCCCAGCUUUGCCCCAGGACGAGCCCCCCUGGAUGGCGCUGGCCAAGAAGAAGGCCAAAGCCUGGAGCGAGAUGCCCCAGAUAGUCCAGUGAUGGGCCAGUGGUUCGGUAAGCCCCGAGGUGGCUCCAAGCAGGCCCAAGUGGGUCAGAUCUGAAGGGGCCUGAACGGACCAGAAUGCAUUUGCACACAAAUUUCUUAUUCUCCUGCCUCCAGGCUUCUGAUUGGUGCAAAACGUCCAAUCACACAGCUGAAGACAGACUGUGUUUUCUUUGUGUUGUAAAGUAGGAUCCUGAAAGUUAAUGCGUCCUACUUGAAGUGGAUCCAUAUUUUUUCAACAGUCUUAGUAUGUUAAAGGUGCCUGAAUGAGAGAAAAUAUUUGUAGCCUCACAGCAGUAAAUAUUAACUUUUAUCUAACUCAGAUGAGUCCGCUUGAUAUCACAGACGUUUCAGAAAAGGGAAGAAGGAGUCGUUUAUUUAAUGGCAGGUCCAGCAGUUUAUUUGUUCUGUCUUCAGAAUGAAUGACGCUCUGUUUCUGCCGGUGUUUCUGUGUGUUUAUUUUAAGGCAGUGAUUCUUGCUCACAUUUAGGGGAAUGUGGAAAAUCUUCACAGUCCGAGACUUCAAUGGGAAAACAUCCAAGUUAAGAUGAAGAAAAAUUGACAGAACUGGCUGCUGCUGGUGUCGAGUUUUGGUCACAAUCUCUGAUCCACUUUUCAAACUCCAGUUUCUGUAUAAGGUUUUAAAGACGAGCAGAUUCCUUCUUAACUUGAUCUACAGACACUAAACUAAUAAUAUUUGCUGUCUUAGUGAGUGCUGAGUGUCCCACACGUUCCAGGCUGUCAGUGUAAAAUAUACUUUCAAUUUUUUCUUUUGAUAUUUUGAAUACAUAACUACAGACACAAAUGUGAUGUCUCCAAAAGGAAUGCUGUUCAGGAAUCAAUAUCAUCACAUUGUUGUGUUUUUAAUGCUUUUUCAUGGCGUUGUAAUGUUGCAGAGUGUUGUGGAUCAUGAUUUGUAAAUGAAACUGAAAUCAGUAUAAAGAUUCUUAAUCACUUGGAGUUUGGUUGGCUGCAGGAUGUGAAGCAUCACUAAAGGAAAAAAAGAGUCACAGCUUCCUUUGUAUCAGUUUAAUCCAUGUUUUACAGUAACUAAAUAUGUUAUGCUUUUUGUUUUAUUUUGUAAUGCCUUUUGAGAAUUUGUCUUGUACAUAAAAUGGUGAGUAAAGAACAAAUUAUAUCA
Molecule: messenger RNA, 5615 nt
Organism: Acanthochromis polyacanthus (spiny chromis)
Lineage: Eukaryota; Metazoa; Chordata; Actinopteri; Pomacentridae
Exons: 17
Coding region: 532-4470 (1312 amino acids)
Source: RefSeq, a predicted model, not a curated record